Cheilinus undulatus (humphead wrasse) is the source of this 2166-nucleotide messenger RNA. RefSeq names its product src kinase associated phosphoprotein 1 (gene skap1). The transcript has 17 exons. Gene Ontology annotation, molecular function: protein binding. Gene Ontology annotation, cellular component: cytoplasm; plasma membrane. Lineage: Eukaryota; Metazoa; Chordata; Actinopteri; Labriformes; Labridae. The record is from RefSeq and is a predicted model, not a curated record. The coding region runs from base 428 to 1528 and encodes 366 amino acids.
AAAAAAUGGCGCAUAUGUAGCAUUUCCGGGCUAACGGUCGUUUGGCAGGUUAGCAUAAGUGGCUAAGUAGCUAGGAGGCCUCUUCUAGUGACUCAAACGCUACUCCAAAGGAGGUGGUGAUGGGACCUGAUACCUGAUUGUGGAGAACCACUUCUCAAACUCCAAAUAAAUAGGGACAGUUUAUCAUGGGAUGUGGACAGUUAACCUACAAAAGAUCAGUGCCUGAGAGGCAUAUCUGAGGUUGGCAGGGAUUCUCAUUGGACUCCUCAACAGUCUGGGUCCUUGCCAGCUUGGAUAUUUGAGCCCAGAUCAUUUUGUUGAGUAUUUGAAGGUUGCCUUGUGGAGUAAAAUACUCUGUGAAGACUCAGUAAAAGUUUAAAUAGUCUUCAAACCAAAGUGUUUGGUGUUGGACUGGUGAAAACCGAGGAUGGGGACCAUCUCACUCGACAUAAGGAGGCUUUUGGACGAUUGUGAGUUCUUCAUAACAGACAUCCUGCAAGAUGAGGACCUGAGUGAAAGUACACAAGACACACGAAAAGUCUUGCUCAAUAACUUCCGUGUCGUCCAUGGAAGAUAUCCUCAAGAAUUUCCCUUAAGAGCAGACUUCAGAGAAGAAGAAGGUUCUGAUGACAACCGUAGUUCCAGUCUGGGUCGCUCUGCCCCAUCAGAUGACGCCUCAGUGGCUUCUGACUACCAGGAUGAUGGACCUCUGGAGUACUUUGGAGACAUUGGUCCUGUUGCCGUCCAGGACCUCAGCAACAUCUUGAAGCAAGGCUACCUGGAAAAGAAACGAAGAGAUCACAGCUUCUUCAGCUCAGAGUGGCAGAAGAGAUGGUGUGUCCUGAACAAUUCAAUAUUUUACUACUUUGGGAGUGAAAAAGAUAAGCAGCAGAAAGGCUCCUUCUACAUCAAUGAAUAUGGUGUGCAACUGGCGACCAACCUAAGAAAAGACUCCAAAAAAAAUUCCUGCUUUGAGCUCUUUGCUCCUGGACGACGGGCUUUCCAGUUCACUGCCAGCAGUCCUCAAGAGGCCAGGGAAUGGGUGGACCAAAUCAAUUUUGUCCUUAGAGAUCUCAGCUCCAACUUCAUCCCUGUCGAUGACGAUGAGGAGGAGGAGGAAGAGGAGACCUAUGAUGACAUUGAAGGGAUGACUGGCCCUCCCCCGCCUCGGCCCAGUGCUGCCCUGCACCAGAGGGGCAACCAGGGAGGAGGGCAUGAGAUGGGAGAGGCUGAGGAGGAGGACGACGAGGAUAUCUACGAGGUGCUGCCAGAGGAGGAUUUCUCCGAUCCAACAGAUGAGAGCAGCGAUAAAAACAACAAAUCAGCUUUGUCAUCAGAUUAUGCUAACUACUACCAGUGUUUAUGGGACUGCCAGGCGGACGAGCCAGAUGAGCUGGAUUUCCAGAGAGGAGAUCUCAUCUACAUCAUCAGCAAGGAGUACAACAUUCACGGCUGGUGGGUCGGCGAACUGAACGGCACCGUGGGUAUCGUCCCCAAGGACUUCCUGCAGCCCGCCUACAUCCUGUGAGCUCCAACAGUGCUGCUGCCCAAACAAGAUGCCAUGAAUUUCACACAAAGGCCCGUCACACACUUUUUUACUAUUGGGAAUUUAUCCUUAAAGCAUGCCAUGUAAAUGUACUGAAUACUUACUUAUCACUGACCAAUAUUAACCUUUUUAAGGUCAAUAUUCAUGUAUAAAUGUAAGCUGUUAUCAGCUGAUUAAUUUGUUAUACAUCACUGACAUACAGCAGCAGCUUUGGUAAUUGAUCAAAUGACAGUUUUAAUUCAAGAAAGAUUUUUCCGGAGUGAAUUUGCAGCCUGUUUUCCAAUUUUGUACAUAUGCGUAUUGAUUUAUAAAUAAAAAGAAGCUUUUGAUGGGAUAAAGAGUAAGGUUAUUUGACGUUAACACCUUUUGCAAACCCUGCAGACAUUAAAAUGUCUCCCUUUUUAAUAUACAAAAUGGUUAGAUUAUUGCAAAAGUAACAAAGAGAAUCGUCACUUGUGGUGUAUAUAUUAUAGCUUCAGGACUGCUGCCCAUUAACAGAUCAUUUCAUAUAUACUGGACAGAACAUGUAUUGGACAUUUCUAAUUAACAGGCCCGCCUAGUUUCUGUUGAAUCUGUACAUUUUUAAGUACAAUGUAUUUGAAGUCUGACAUAAAAAUCCU